This is a messenger RNA of Brassica oleracea var. oleracea, 6354 nucleotides long. RefSeq names its product helicase protein MOM1. Lineage: Eukaryota; Viridiplantae; Streptophyta; Magnoliopsida; Brassicales; Brassicaceae. Gene Ontology annotation, biological process: heterochromatin formation. The record is from RefSeq and is a predicted model, not a curated record. The transcript is spliced from 15 exons. Bases 249 to 6206 code for a protein of 1985 amino acids.
UCUCACGAAUCACACAAAGCGUUAAGCGAGAGACGAAGGAAGACUGUCCUUUGCCGCUUUAAUCGCACAACCCCAAACACGCGUGAAGGUUGCAUAAGCUCGAAGAGACGAUUCAUCGACGAUUCCGCACCGGAGAUCUCAGAUUCGCGUUUCUUCGCUCGCAAUUGGCGACCUCAAAGAGUCCGUCAAGCGAUAGACUCUCUCUCUCUCUCUCUCUCGUUCGUGCAGCAGUGUGAUUUCAGAGGAAGAUGAAGAAAGAUGAGAAGAAGAAGGUUUCAACGGGAAGGACCAUUUGCACCAGAUCUUCAGCGGUAGCUUCUGCGUCAACAGUGCUAGAAACCACUCCUUUGAGGAGGUCAACCCGGGGAACACCGUCUACGAAGCCUAUAACUCCAGCUUCUAGUACCAGAAGGUCUGGGAGACUCGCUUCCUCACCUGCUUCAGUUACUAAAAUUUCUGGUGGAACUGAGAAGAAACCCACAGCAAGUCCCUUGCGAAGGUCCGGUAAGGGAAAGACUGUAGCUUCGGAGAAUCCAAAAGGGUUAUUGGAUAAGCCUGACAGGAAUGCAAACACUUCUUCAUUGGGUGUUGAGGAGAGUAAUGGCAAGAGGAUAGACAUCAUAGAAGAAGAGUCGACAGAUGAGAUCAAGAAAGGGAAGCCUGAAAUGACAGCUCGAAGUCUCAGGGCCUUGUAUAGAGGGCAUCUCAAUACGGGAUCUAAUGCUUCUUCGAAUGAUGAGGAACUAGUAGUGGUUGGUUGCUCUCGCCGAGUACCCGCGGAAAAUGAUGAUGCUAGAGACGAUAACAGUCCACCACAUGCGAAUUCAGGAUCUAAAGGGCUGCCGGUUGGAGAUUUUAGUCUAGAGAAGGGACCUGAUUUUCCUAUGGAAGUAGCUAGGGAUACAGAAAAGACGGUGGUUGAUUCAUCUCCCAUGGUUGAAACUGGGGAUGACAGUGUUAUAGGUUCAUCAUCUGUGGAUCCUGAACCACAAAAGCUUUGUGACAGUGAAACUAGCUUGGAAACCGACAUAGACUUGGCUCUGAAAAGAAAAAGAGACACUGCGGAAAAUGAUGAUGCUAGAGACGGCAACAGUCCACCACAUGCGAAUUCAGGAUCAAAAGGGUUGCCGGUUGGAGAAACUGGUUUAGAGAAAGGCUCUGAUUUUCCUGUGGAAGUAACUAAGGAUAUAGAGAAGACAGUGGUUGAUUCAUCCCCCAUGGUUGAAACUGAGGAUGGCAGUGUUAUAGGUUCACCAUCCGAGAAUCCAGAACCACAAAAGCUUCGUGACAGUGAAACUAGCUUGGAAACCGAUAUAGACUUGGCUCUGAAAAGAAAAAGAGACACUGCAGAAAUUGUGAUGGAUGCAUGUACAAAUGCAGAUGACCGCAUUAUGAGUACUGAUGGGGUUAUUCCUUUUCCACCCGUGUGCACAAAUAUUAAUCAACCCGAAAGGUGCGGCACAUGUCAAAAACGGCAAAAGGUCAAUGAUAAUUUUGAAGAUCUCAGUGUUUGCUCCUGCAUUGCUCAGCCAGUUCAAGGAUCUGAUCAGGUGGCACAGGAUAUGAAGGAAUGUGGACCCGCUAAAAGCAAAGACUAUGGGGAGAACAGGCAGAAGAUGCAACAAGAUAAAUCAUUUGAUCCCAAAUUGUUAUCGAUGUACACCGAGUAUUGGGUUCCAGUGCAGCUAUCAGAUGUACAGGUGGAGCAAUACUGUCGGACUCUCUUCUCCAAUUCUUUAUCUCUUUCUUCGAUGUUGAAGAAUGAUCUUGUUGGAGCUCUCGAAGAAACUCUCACUUCUGUAAGGAAAACCUGUGACCACCCAUAUGUUAUGGAUGUAUCUUUGAAACAACUGCUCACCAAGAAUCUAAAGUUGCAUGAAAUCCUAGAUGUAGAAGUCAAAGCAAGCGGGAAACUUCCCCUGCUUGGUGCAAUGCUUACUCAGAUAAAAGCAAAGGGUUUAAAAGCAGUUGUCUUCUACCAGGCAACACAUAGCCCUGAGGGGCUUCUGCUUGGUAAUAUUCUCGAAGAUUUUCUGAUGCAAAGAUUUGGUCAAAAUUCCUAUGAGCAUGGGGUCUGCCUCUCGAAGAAGAACGCUAUAAACAAUUUCAACAAGGAGAGUGAGUGUUUUAUUCUGCUGCUGGAAAUACGUGCCUGUAGUCAAAGCAUUAAACUCUUACGCGCUGAGUCUUUUAUACUUUUUGGAAGCAGCCUGAAUCCAUCGCAUGACUUUAAGCUCUUAGAGAAGAUAAAGGUUGAGUCGUGUUCUGAAAGAACUAAGAUUUUCCGGUUGUACUCAGUGUUUACAGUUGAAGAAAAAGCCCUGAUUCUUGCUAGGCAAAAUAAGCCUCUAGAGAACCUAAACCGUCCUCUCACACAUGCACUGCUCAUGUGGGGGGCAUCAUAUUUAUUUGAUAAGCUGGAACACUUCCAUGGGAGUGGAACCCCAGGUUCAGGAGUUCCAUUUGAACAGUCUAUUAAGGAUGCCGUGAUUCAGGAAUUCUCGUCCAUACUUUCUUCCGAUGUUGGAGAAGAAAAUGAAGGCAAGCUGUGUCUACUUUUGGAAGCCAAGCAUGCUCAGGGAAGUUACAGCAUUGAUGCUACUCUAUUUGGUGAAGAACAUGUCAAGUUAUCAGAUGAAAGUCCAAAUAUGUUUUGGUCAAAGCUGUUGAGUGGAAAGAACCCUAUGUGGAAAUACUGUUCAGAUACUCCUCAAAGGAGUCGAAAAAGAGUGCGGCAUCUUCAGGGCUAUGAGGAGACUACCAAAGUUGGCAAUGGCGGAAACUUAAAGAAGAAAAAGAAGGCUUCAGAUGAUGUCACAGUAGAUAACGCUGAGAGAAAAGCCUCUGGAAAGGAUCACAUGGGGCAUUUGGAGUCACCAAACGUUGCAACACUCAAGUCAUCACGUGGAUCUGCUUCUGGUACUAAUGACUCAUUGACUGGAAAUGGUGCUACUGGCUUGUAUUCUUUGGGCUGUCAUAUCUCUGGAGUCCCAGAGGAUAUGUUAGCUGGCAUUGAUUGGCGACAAAUUCCGCAUGAGUCACAGAGGAGUCUCUAUGCUGUUUUAAAGCCGAAGAUGGCAAAACUUUGUCCUUCAGAAGAUUCGGCAAGCAUAGCUGAAAAGUUUCUUGAAUAUAUUAUUGAACACCACCGUGUAUGCACAGAGCCAGCCACCAUAUUGCAGGCGUUCCAGAUAGCCUUGAGUUGGAUUGCAGCCUCGCUCGUAAAGCAAACGUGUAACCGCGAAGAAUCUUUGGUCCGCGCAAAAUCGGAAUUAGGUUUCAGUUGCUCUGAAGAAGAGGUAGAUUAUAUAUAUUCUCUUUUGUGCUGCAUGAAGAGUAUAUUCCUGGGGCGCACACGAAGUUUGCAGGUGGAUUACUUGGGUACUAAUUCUAAGCAAGCAAAGGUGAAUGAAAGUCUCUCAGGGGAUACAGUGCGUCAGGAACAGAGUAACACAAAAUCGAUGCGUAGCUCAGUAACAAAAGAUGUCGAAAAGACUAUUAGCGACAUCAAAAAUAAAUGCAGUAAGAAACUGCAGGAGCUUGUACAAAUCCACGAGGAAAAAAAGGUGGAUCUGAUGAAUAGGAGUGCUGACAAGAAGCAGGAACUUCAAAAUGGGAAAAAGCUGGAAGUAUUAUAUAUUCGUGUCACUUGUUCAGGGUUAAGUUCGCAGAGCUUACUGGAUAAUCUUCAACGGGUGGAAGAUGAUUUUGAAAGAAAGAAUGAUGAUCUCAAAAUCGAGAUGAAUGACUGCCUCAAAAAACUAGAGGGAAUGCACGAGGCUGAAAAGAAGAAGUUGGCUGAGGAUGAAGCCUAUUGGAUUAGUCGGAUAGAGAACUGGGCACAGGCACAAGCUGAAUUAAUAGAUUGCGCUCCCAUUCAAAGUGGAAGCAACAAGCGUCUUAGUGGAUUACGCUCAUCGAACACAUCCAAAAAUACUCCUGAUGUACAAACUUGCAAUGAUGCCAGCGGUGAAGCUACUUAUGCUGAUACAAGUUGCAUGGUUGCCAAGGAAAACCAAUUGCCAGAAACAGAAAACACAUUAAGAACCAUGUCAGGUGGCAGCACUCAACAAGUUCAUGAAAUUGUGGCUUCAAGAAAUGACAAGGCGUUGGAUAUCUCGCCCGUGUCUCAUGAACAGCCUACGGACAAUGUGGCUACAAAGAGCCAGCCCAAUGAGCCCGCUUCUCUUAGUGCGCCUGAUAUUUUGAUUCGAGCUGGCUGUCAAGAGGAAUAUGGGGCCUUGAACGUGCAGUCGUCAGAAUAUCCGAAUUGCGUCAGAGUUACAUCAGCGGCACCAGAUGAAGAUGUUCCCUCAAGGGUGGCAGAUAUAUCCCAGUCUGUUGCAAAUCUUGCAAAGUCUGCCUCUCUAGAGUCUUGGUUGAAUAGAGAGGAGGCUCUGGUUUCAAUAGAAAAUGAUAAAACUAUUCAUUCGGGCGCAGAUACUGAUAACAUUUUUGACCACCAGUAUGAGGAAGCUUGUUCUCUUUACAAGGAGAUUCCUGACGAGUUGGUGUCGCCUAUACCUCACCCUGCGCCUGUGCUAAAGACUAGGGAUUCUGCUGAAUCUGAUCAGGGUGAUGACGAGAUAUGUCCUCUGCCUUCUUCACCGGCUGGACAGCAACCUGACCCAGCAGAAAAAAAUCAGGGCAAGAAUGUUGAAGCAUCAAUCGAGUCUCAGCCAGCUGUUUCAGAAUCAGUAGAGACUGGUGGUUUUGCUGCAUUCGAGCAGGGUGAUCAAGUUGCAUGUCCGUUGCCAUCUUCACCGACGGGAAACCAGCCUGAUUCAGGCGCCAACGUUGAGAGCCAAAAUAUCAGCACUUCAGAAGAGCCAUACAAUGCUGGUCCAGGUGUAGUAGAGACUGGUGUCACCGCAGUAUCAGACCAGGAAAUAAUGGGUGCUCAGGAUCCAUGCUCUCUGCCAACUCCAUUGAUUGGAACUCAGGCUGACCUAGCAACAAACACUGAGGGCCAAAAUAUUACAACAGUGGCUCAGCUUCAUACAGCUGGAUCAGAUGCAGUAGAAACUGGUCGGGAUGCAUCUCCAUUACCAGUUUCUUCGCCUGGAAAUCAAUCUGAGGCAGCAGUUAGCACUGAGGGCUUAAAUAACAACAACACAACAAUGGCUGCGCCUCGCACAACUGGAUCAGAAGCAUGUGAAAUGGAAGUAGCAGAACCUGAUGCUCAAGUAGAACAACCAACCUUUGCAAACGUUGUCGAUGAAGGUGUUGUGGAGCCUCCAGCAGGUGUAACAGCUCCUGCUUCUUCACAGCUUAACAAUGCUACGGGACAGAAUGCCACUCCACCUGUUCCUCAAGUACCUUUCCCUGUGUUCAGUGACCCAUUUCAGCAUGAACUGGAGAAGCUGCGGAGAGAAUCAGAGAACACAAAGAAGACUUAUGAAGAAAAGAGAUCAGUUUUAAAAGCUGAAUUCGACAGGAAGAUGGCUGAACUGCAAGCUGAGUAUCAAAGAAAGUUUCAUGAGGUAGAAGCUGAGCAUACAGCCAAAGCGACAAAGCUACAGACAAGCAAGAACUUUGUUAUAAUGAACAAGUUGUUGACGAAUGCGUUCUUGUCUAAAUGUACGAGCAGAAUGGAAUCUCAUCCCUCCGCAGCUCCAAGGGGUAGAAUUCAGCAGCUAGCACAGAGAGCAGUACAAAUGAGCGCACUGAGGAAUUAUUAUACAGCUUCGGCUCCUGCUCCUCUGCAGCCUCAUACGUCUUCAGUUUCUCGCUCACCAUACCUUCCUCCGAGUUCCACGCACUGCCCAAUGCCUCAGCCAAGACAGCCUCUCAUCUCCAACCCAGCUCCAUCUUUUUCAGCUUCUCCUGCUAGUGCACCUAACCUAGCUGUCAAUGGAAGACUAGUUUCUCCUGCACUGCCUUUAAACCCAUAUAGUUCAUCAUCCUCACCAGUUCCCAUCCCUACGACAACUACUCCAACCUCGUCAGCUGUUCCUCAAGCUUUAACAUAUUCCUCUUCAGUUCCCAUCCCCAUGACAACUACUCCAACCUCAGCAGCUGUUCCUCAAGCUUUAACAUAUUCCUCUUCAGUUCCCAUCCCCACGACAACUACUCCAACCUCAUCAGCUGUUCCUCAAGCUUUAACAUAUUCAACUGCGUUAGCUCAGCAGCAAGAACAGCAACAGAACUUGGGAAGUGGAUCGCAGAGGAGCAGUGAUGUGGUCUGUCUCUCUGAUGAUGAGUGAUGUAAUCUUGUGAUGUUUAGCGUAUAAUAAUGAUUGAUUUAGAGUUGUAUAACCUAAUAUUGUAUGUAUAAUUAGUAGGAUUUCCUAUAACUUGAAACUUAUGGAAUCAAAUUCAGUGAGGGACACGGUUCCCCACGGUUUUCUUGAA